AUGCGCGAAACAAUUGCCCGAAUCAUUAGGACAGACUCGCAUGCGCGGUUCAUCAAAGUAUGCGACUCAGACACCGGUAGAGUCUUCGGGUAUGCCCGGUGGCAAGUCCCCUCGAGCUUUCGCCAGGUAUUUUUGUCUAAUCAGCUCGAUGGACCAGCGGGAGUCGAAGAAAACGCGGAGACUCCCGAGGAAAGGACCGCUUCUUUGGCCACGUCGAUAACCAGCAUGGACCUGUGGAAUCACAUCAUGGGUGCCCUGCAAGAAAAAAGGGUUAAGGAUGUCGACCCAGAAAAAUGUCUCGUUCUAGGUUUGCUUGAUGUCUACCCAGAUUUCCAGGGCCAAGGCGCUGCGAGGAGGCUGUUAGAGUGGGGGUUGCAGCGUGCGGAUGAGGCUGGCUCUUCAGCAUAUCUGGAGACUCCCAUUGUUCUGCAGCUGCUUUUUGAGAAGUUUGGAUGGGUUACCGUGGAUGAAGUUGCCAUUGACUUUGAAAAGUUCGACGAUGUGUUCGAGAGGGGUAUUCAGAAAUGGGUAUGUAUGCUCCGUCAGCCGUGUAAAACCUGCACUGAUUGA
Colletotrichum navitas is the source of this 570-nucleotide messenger RNA. RefSeq lists its product as uncharacterized. Bases 1 to 570 code for a protein of 189 amino acids. Gene Ontology annotation, molecular function: acyltransferase activity, transferring groups other than amino-acyl groups. The record is from RefSeq and is a predicted model, not a curated record. The transcript has 2 exons. NCBI's taxonomy places the organism in Eukaryota, Fungi, Ascomycota, Sordariomycetes, Glomerellales, Glomerellaceae.